Molecule: messenger RNA, 585 nt
Organism: Penicillium taxi
Lineage: Eukaryota; Fungi; Ascomycota; Eurotiomycetes; Eurotiales; Aspergillaceae
Exons: 1
Coding region: 1-585 (194 amino acids)
Source: RefSeq, a predicted model, not a curated record
AUGACGCAUUUCAAGAUCGCCAACUCUGACCAGUCGGUCCCUGGUGCCACACCUCUUGAGUUCGUGUUGAAGACUGGUCCCAACACAGACAUCUGGGCCAAGCCCCCGUCCACAAUUCGCUUUAAUGCGCCCAUACUGUACCAGACAGUGCCGUUGGAUUCGUUCAAACGCGUCCGUGUGGACUUUAAUGCCUCUUGGAAACAUCAGUAUGACCAGGGCGGUCUCGUUAUCGUACUCCAUUACGAGGACGGGUCCAAGAAGUGGGUGAAGGCGGGUAUCGAACUCACCCACGGCAAGCCGCAUAUCAGUGUCGUUUCCAAGGACCGCUGGGCCGACUGGAGUUUACUUCCUGUUCCCUCCAAUGGUGUAGCAGCUACUCUGGAGAUGGCACAGGAAGUGGAUGGCAGCCUGUGGAUAUACCUUGUGGAUGGACUGGAGAAGGCGCCUAUUCGGGAAGUGACUUGGUUGUUCCAGGAAGAGAAUGUGAAGGAGUGCUGGGUUGGAGUAUACGCAGCUCGUCCAUCUGAAGAAGGCGGAGAUCUGGAGGUCAAUUUUAGAGAUUGGAAUCUCGAAAAAGCAUAUUGA